AUGAGUCCAGUGAUGAGCCUGGAAAACGUUGAUUCUUUGGUGGAUUCUCGGAACACUAAGCCGAUGAUGAGCUUUUCAAAAGUGAGAGAGGGUUCAGGUGGGAUGAAAAAUCUCAGAUACGCCACCCCCUUCGCCGACGCUAUCCUGCGCACCACCUCCUUUGUCCUCCUCCUCCUCCACCAUGGAUCUUCCUCAGCUUCACCAUCAUCGUCGUACAUCCUCGACAAGAAGAUGUACAAUUGGCCAUUCCCGAUCACUCUCACCAUGAUCCACAUGGCCUUUUGCUCCUCCCUCACCGUCCUCCUUAUCAAGGUCUUCAAAUUCGUCGAGCUAGUUUCAGUGUCCCGUGAGAUGCUCAAAGCCCUAAUGCCGGUCGCCGUCUACUCAAUCGGAGUCCUCCUCAAUAAGGAAUCCUUCAAAUCGGAGACGAUGACCAACAUGCUCUCGAUCUCCUUCGCGGCGAGGCUAAAUUCGACACAUGGGGAGUGA
This is a messenger RNA of Microthlaspi erraticum, 489 nucleotides long. NCBI's taxonomy places the organism in Eukaryota, Viridiplantae, Streptophyta, Magnoliopsida, Brassicales, Brassicaceae. The record is from the annotation of a GenBank genome assembly.